Mytilus trossulus (common blue mussel) is the source of this 1257-nucleotide messenger RNA. Its product is annotated as E3 ubiquitin-protein ligase Midline-1-like. Gene Ontology annotation, molecular function: ubiquitin protein ligase activity. The record is from RefSeq and is a predicted model, not a curated record. Gene Ontology annotation, biological process: protein monoubiquitination. NCBI's taxonomy places the organism in Eukaryota, Metazoa, Mollusca, Bivalvia, Mytilida, Mytilidae. The coding region runs from base 1 to 1257 and encodes 418 amino acids. The transcript has a single exon.
AUGGCCUCAUCUGUUAAACAAUUUUGUACCAUUUGCUACGAUGAUGGGAUCUCCAACUCAGCAGUCACAUGGUGCACAGAAUGUGAGAUUUUCUUUUGUGAACCCUGUCAAAAACCUCACGGCAAGUCAAGAUUGUCUAAAAACCAUAAAACCAUGUCUGUUGAAAAUUAUCAAAAGAUACCUACAUUCAUACAAGAAAUAAGUAGCCAAUGCAAAGACCAUAGUAAGAAGUUUGAACUAUACUGUUCUUACCAUGCCUGUCCAUGUUGUGUCCAGUGCACCACAGAUAAACACCAAAAAUGUCACGACAUGAAACCACUGUCAGAUAUCCUAAAGCAAGUUAAAUCGUCUGCUUCAGUUCAACUUCUUAAAACAGAUUUGAAGGAUGUGAAGGAAAACUUAGAUACAGCCAUUAAGUACCUAAAAACUAGGAUCAGUACCAUCAAUAAUCAAAAAAAGAAAGCCAUUGAGGAAAUCCAGAAGACGAGGAAGUCGAUAGCUGAUUACUUAAACAAAUUAGAACAAACCAUACUCGAUGACUUGGAGUUUAAACAUUCGAAGCUGAAAUUAAGGAUGACGACUCUAGUAGGACAAAUGGAACAGCGAGCCAGUAAGAUGAAACAAAUAAGGAGUGAGUUUACUGAAAUGACAAAACAUGCAACUGAGUUACAAAUGUAUAUUGGUCUAAGAGAAAUUGAGAAAACUACUUCCCAAACAGCAAAAUACAUUGAAGAUCUAGAAAGUGGAGACAGCUUCUAUGAAAAUAAUCUAGAGGUUAAAAUUUCAUCUGCUCUUCGGUCAAUAUCACAAGAUGCAAAAUCAUUUGGGGAUAUUAAGAUAAAUACCACUUCAUCUACUCUCCAAAUAAAGACCGGAAGAAAAGAUCAAGCCCAGCAUUUGGUUCCAAAAGGUCCGGGAAUAGAUCUUAUUAAGCCAUCCUUCUCAAAAAAACUCAUAAUUCCAGAGAAUAUGAGGUUUUUGGAUAUUUAUGCCACUAUAAUUCUACCAGAUAGUAAGUUUGUUAUACUUGAUUACAACAAAAAACAACUACUUAUGUUCAGUAAUGAUGGCAUCUUUAUCAGACAAAUAGUAACAUUCACAGAUGAUCCAUUUGACGCCUGCUUUGUCAAAAAUAAUACAGUGGCUGUUGCAUUAGGCGAGGCAAACCAGACAGUAUUUGUGGAUGUAGAAAAAAAUACAAUAAUUGAAAGAAUUGAAUUUCCUCAUAAAUGUGAUGGUGUAGCAAGUGAUGGAUAA